This is a messenger RNA of Orussus abietinus, 5531 nucleotides long. RefSeq lists its product as uncharacterized. The record is from RefSeq and is a predicted model, not a curated record. The transcript has 13 exons. Lineage: Eukaryota; Metazoa; Arthropoda; Insecta; Hymenoptera; Orussidae. Bases 212 to 5404 code for a protein of 1730 amino acids.
GUAAACGCAAUCACGUGGUUGCUGCUGCUUAUCGUCCUUGCAUGCACACAGGUGCAAUAUUUUAUUUAGUGUACAGCACUCGGCAGUUUAUUCUAACAUGUACGCGCUCGCAUGGAUUAAUUGGAAAUUAAAAUUAUUUUGAUUCUUGUGUUUCGUCCGUGUCUCAUUUGGGAUUAUUCUCCACGAAAAACAAUCACCACACUUGUGUGCUAUGGAAAACACCGAUAUUCAUAUUUUACCCGGAGAAGCCAGUUGCGAUGAUGAGAAUCGUAAAGUAGAAAAGCUAAAAGAAAUUUUUCUACUUCUGAAGAAAAAAUUGAGUCGUUCUCACGAUUUAAUACAACUAUACAAUGACAAGUUAAAGGAAUGUGCAGUCCUAAAUGCGGAUUUAACGUUACUGAAGAACGAGCAUGCAAAAGUUAAACGAGAAUAUAAUCUUGUAUUGAAAAAAGUCAUUGGUCUUCAAAUACAAAAUGAAGAUUAUAAGAAAGAAUUGGAGGCUAUGAAGAAGACGAUAUCUCAGCAUGAGUCAAAAAUUGCUGGAGAUCAACGACACAUGCAACAAUUAUUAUGCAAGUUGGAAGAUAUCGAGGAGAAACAUUCCGAGCAACGUAUGGAGUCUGACUUAGAAAAAUCGCUCCUUUUAACAAAAGUUCAGGAUUUGGAGAAAGAGAUAAAGUCCAUAAGAAAGAGUCAUGGUGCAGAAAAGAAGAAACUGGACAAAAUGAAUAAUGAUAAAACUAUUAAAGGAAGUGAAAAAGAUUCUGUAAACAAUGGGCACGAGCCCGUGAAACCAGUGGCAGAGUCAAAGAGUUUAGUGGAUAAAGGUACAUUGACCGAAAUGUAUCAAUCUUUGAAGGUGAACAAAUCUGUACUAACGGAUGAAUUUUAUUCCAUAAAGGAUGACCCUUAUCCGCUUUUCUGUGCUAAAUGCGAAGAUAAUUUGGGAUCUUCGGCAGUUGAGAAAAUCCACAAGGUUAUGACAAUGUGCCCUUUGCCUGUCGAACAAAUUCUAUCACCUCCACGACCUAAGCAACAGAAACGACAAAGUAGUACUUCAAACGAUAUUACUACGAUCGGUAGUCUUUUCACUUCUAGAGUUGAAAAUGAACAAUCGGAAGAUGUAACGAAUAAGAUGGAAGAUGACAUAGCCCCUAAUUCAAUGAAGGAUUCGGUAAAAGAUUUCAAGGAGGGUUUGACUUCUAACUUAGAAAGUCGUUUGAAAGAUAUGCUUUCUACAGAAGUAAGAACUGUAUUGCAAGAAGAAAUGAAGAAUUUACUCGAAAAAUAUUUAGAUAAUAAGCCGAAAGAUGAUGGAACAAUUAAAUCCGAGGAGAGUAUUAAAAAUAGUUCAGACACUUCAUCGGGGAAUUCAGAAAAUAGAGAUUCCUCCGUUAUCGACGCCUUGCAACAGCGAAUCAAAAGUUUAGAGCGCAAAAUGAAGAAGAAACAAUUUAACCAUGAUCAAGGUUUUGAGAAUCACUGUAAUCAUGCAACUUCGUCCACGCGUCACUCGAACGGACUUGAAUCACUGCAGACCGAUUUAAUGAUCAACUUGCUCAAGAAGGCAACUGGCUUAGAUACUGGAACGCGGCGUCAAAGCGCUUUGAAAGUCUGCAAAAGGAGACGAAAAGGGAAUUCGAAAUGUAAUCUGAAAAGUAUUUCUCUGAAACGGAAAAAAAAGUUAAGAGCUUUUCCAAAUGUUUGUGCAUCGAACAAUUGGUUCGUGGAACCUGUGAAGUCUUCGUGCACGCUCGAACAAUCCGUCGAUUCUUUCAGUCACGUAAAAUUACAAAGGGAAUGUAGGACCUUGGUGAAACAACAGAAAGAACGGAGAGAUAUUUCAAAGGCUUGCGCCUCCUUCCACCAAGAGAACCCUGAAAUUAUGGAAGUGCCCAGCAAAGAAGACUUGACAUCCGAGAACGAAAAUGGUUUCAUCGAUGAAACAACGUGCAAUGAACAAGAGUUACCUUUUACAAACGAUGACGUAAAAAAAUGUUGCGACGAUCCGACGCGAUGUGACAUAAAAGACAACGUGCAAACGUCAUCGUGCACCGAUAACGGAGCAUCGGGCUUUUUAAACGAUGCCCCUGCGUGUAAGAGGGAAGACGAUGCUUCUUUCGAACCUAGAAUAGCUGAGGAUUUUUCAAAUCAGAGUCCUUUAUCUCCUGAUUUAAGCGAAGGGCCUCGUCUAAAGGAAAACCUUGAUUCCGAGUUGGAAGGAACAUGUAACGUCGUAAUCCAUGAGUCUAUUUAUAAAGAAACGGAUUACACGCGAGAUAAACCGGAAACUGCUAACCCGUUGGAACAUCCGACAGAGAGAAUUCACUCGGUCGAUCUACCCUCUGAAUCCACGAAUAAUUCAAGAUUGGAAGGAAACGAAAUUAUCGAAACAGAGAUAGAUAAUUCAGGUAGUAGCCCUGGUUCUCCGGUCGGAGAGGAUGAUAAAGAGAACCCGGGAAACCGAUUUUCAGAUAAUCUACAAAAUGACGAGAAAGAGUUGGAAAAGGAAGGAUUAACGGUGGAUUCGGUUUCGACGACAUCGGUCCGGAUGGAACCCGAAGCGGGUAGUCCCAUCUCACCCCCGAAAGUGACGUCGCGGCCAGGUUUCUCCAAUUUUGCUCACAAACUGCCCUCUUUGGAGCGAAUAUUACGACCGAGGGCAUCGAAAAACGAAGAAAUUGGCCAGGGAAAUGACGACGGUGCAAAAGGGAAUGCAGGGAAGGGGGUCUCUUUGCGUGAAUGCGAAUUGUCCUUAAAUGCCGAUUACCCCCUUAGUCCCGAGAAUUUGAGGGACUAUGGGGACCGUGCAAGGGAAAUCUCCGAAGAUACGUCCGGAAGGAAGAGAAAACGCAGGGAAGAGGAUGACGAGAAUUCUCUAUUCGUUUCGCGCCUCGGGGACGAGGGAAAUUCGGACGAUUCAUCGAACAGCGACGGCGAUACCGACAUUAGCGCCGAUGAUUCCGAAUUGAUAAUGGAUAUAGAUACGAAUUCUGAGCGCUUCGAGGGCAAUGUCGUCCUCGCUAAAGAACGAUUCAUUAGCGAGGAAACGGCGAAAUCCGUGAAAGGAAUUCGUUUCGUAAGAUCCACCGGGAGUCCGGAGUCCCUGAAUCGUUCGGGGAAAAUUGGACCAACGGGUUGCAAAGAUAGAGGGAAAUUCACGAACGCGGGGCGGGCUUCAAAGGUUUCUCGAUUAUCGUCGGACGAUGAAGGGAUUUCGAUUACGGAGGUACAUUCCGGUGGCUGGGCGAAAAAUGUAGAACUCGUACCCGAAGAACUCUUUCAACCGGAUUAUACUCCGGACGAGGUGCAACUUGUCGUUGGCACGGAAAAAAAUUCUUCCGUGGCAGCGACGGAAUCUUUACGAAAUUCUAAGGCAAGCGGAAAAACUGAUCACGUUACGAAAUUAGAAACGAAACGGAAGAAAUUCUUCACUUUGUUCGAUGACUAUUCGGCUUUGGAAACGAAUAUUGACGGUAAGAACGGCAAGGAUGGCCAAAACGAAAAUUCCGAGGACGAGUCUACGAGUUCCUCCUUACCCGAGGAUUGGGAUCGGAAUCGGGAUCGGAAUCGGGAUCGAUGCGGCGUAAGCGCGGAUGAAAAAUCUAAAGAUCUAAGCGAGAUCCAACGCUCGCGGAAUUCCCUUCCGAACGGCUCCACCGUAGGAUUUGUAGAAAAAUCCGAAGAACGUAAGUGGAAACGCACGGCACGGGAAAACACGAAAUUAUCUCGAUCGUUCGAGGUAGACGACGUUCCACGACCGAUCGCGAAGAAGAAUUUUACUAACGUAAAACUCGAGAGAAGUUCCGCGAGCAUCGCGACAUCGAAAAGGGACGUCGGGAGUAAGGAGGAAUCGUUCGAAGAGGAUUUCUCGCGCGACAAAGGCGACCCGCGAGCUAGCGGCCACGAAAUAAACGCGUCCAGAGAGGAGAAGGCAGGGAUCGAUCGCGAGGGCGAAACGCCUAAAGGAAAUAGUAAUUCGCCGUUGAAAGUGGAUUACGAUCGGCACGAACCGAUCGAAUUACUUCGGCAAAAUAUACAAAAGCGCUUAGACCCCUUAAGGACGAAAACCAAGUCUAAAAAGGCUAAACAGGCUAGGAAGGCUAAACUCGAAAAGCUGACUUCGAAAGAGACGUUCGCGAACUUCCAGCUAAACCGGCUCCUCGAGGACAGCGAAUGGUCCAGUGCGAUCCUCCUGGACGUGGUGCACCAACUGUCCCGGUCCUGCAAACCACGCGUGAUCGGAAAAAGCGUCAUAGAGGUGCUGUGCAAAGAAGGCCCGAAAGAGGAACCUUUGGACAGAACGCACACACCUCCGGCCCCGCUAAUGACAAAAACCGAGCAGAGAAUCGUGGCUUUCCUGGUCACCCUUGAGAACACCCGCUUUCCGAUAAUCGAGCUGGUACAAAUGGGUAUCGAGUACAAAAUCUUUCGGCUUAACUGUACUCCUAUGGUAACUCUCCUUUUUCUCAUAUAUCGACCGGUCGAUACGUACUUUUCUCAAUUGGUUUCUUUCGUUGGACAGUUCGUCGUCGUCGAGUCGUUAACUCGAAUGUACGCGGUGUUAUGCCGGAUACAAAAGGACCGAGAAAAAGUACGAAUGCUCUGCUGCGAUGCGCUGUACUGCCUCGGAGUUAAGGCUCUUCCUCUCAUGUACGUGGUUUUUACUUCCUGGCCAGAAGUUUUUCCUAUGGCGGAUACUAGCAAAGAAAUACUGCCAAAGUGCAUAGUCUAUAGUAUCAUGACCUCGCAAGAAGGAUCGCAGCUGAUAAAACUCGCCCCGCUUAAGAGAAUGAUCUCGGUCUAUUACAAAUAUGAGCCGAGUAAACACCGGGCCAGCGACAUGUUGGUCGAAUUGAUGAGUUCUCUUAAGGAGGAGUACCGUAACGGGUUGAAUACCGCGUUGAUCCUUCUCGCGAAACACGAAGGCACCGACUGGACGUAUAAAAACGUCGUUCGAGGAGGUCUAUUGCAAAUGAUAGUCACAAGGGAACAUCCUUCGAUGUACGACGCUUUUUGUUUGUUGGGUUACAUCUUGCGAUCGUUUCCCGUGAAAGAUGCCGAAAAACGCGUGGCCGAUAUUAUCGAACAACUGUGCGACCUCCUCGAGUCCGGCCAGGGUAAACCGAUAACGAUUAUUUCUUUCCACUUGGGGGGCGGAAAGAGCGGGGAUAACGUAGGAUCUCUUUCUUCUACAGGGUCGAGUGACGAGCAGGAGGGAAUCGCUUCGGCGUUGCUGUGUCUCUCGAGGCAUCGAUUCGAGAAAGCCAUCGGCUCGGUCCUGAAAUGGAAACCCUCGAGGAAAUUAUACCCGACAACCCUACGGCAACUCGAGUCACUUUUCACGGCCCGAUCACCGAGCGGAUGGCAAAAAGUUAUAAAAACCAUUAACCUCGUCAAAUAAUGCCGACAGUUUCAACGCGAGCGGCGUUAAAAAUUAUCCGAACCCGUAAGUUAAUCCUCGUCUUUUUUUUUUUUUUUUUUUUUCUUUUUUACGCCGUACGUAAGGAAUACAACGAGCGAAUGCAAUA